UAUCUGUUGCCCAGGUUGGAGUGCAGUGGUGCAAUCUCCCGGCUCACUACAACCUCUGCCUCUGGGGUUCAGGCGAUUCUCCUGUGUCAGCCUCCCGAGUAGCUGGGAUUACAGGCGUGCACAACCACGCCCGGCUAAUUUUUGUAUUUUUAGUAGAGACGGGAGUUUCAUCGUGUUGGCCAGGCUGGUCUCAAACUUCGUACCUCAGAACACCUUCCACCAUGACCACCUCAGCAAGUUCCCACUUAAAUAAAGGCAUCAAGCAGGUGUACAUGUCCCUGCCUCAGGGUGAGAAAGUCCAGGCCAUGUAUAUCUGGAUCGAUGGUACUGGAGAAGGCCUGCGCUGCAAGACCCGGACUCUGGACAGUGAGCCCAAGUGUGUGGAAGAGUUGCCUGAGUGGAAUUUCGAUGGCUCUAGUACUUUACAGUCUGAGGGUUCCAACAGUGACAUGUAUCUCGUGCCUGCUGCCAUGUUUCGGGACCCCUUCCGUAAGGACCCUAACAAGCUGGUGUUAUGUGAAGUUUUCAAGUACAAUCGAAGGCCUGCAGAGACCAAUUUGAGGCACACCUGUAAACGGAUAAUGGACAUGGUGAGCAACCAGCACCCCUGGUUUGGCAUGGAGCAGGAGUAUACCCUCAUGGGGACAGAUGGGCACCCCUUUGGUUGGCCUUCCAACGGCUUCCCAGGGCCCCAGGGUCCAUAUUACUGUGGUGUGGGAGCAGACAGAGCCUAUGGCAGGGACAUCGUGGAGGCCCAUUACCGGGCCUGCUUGUAUGCUGGUGUCAAGAUUGCGGGGACUAAUGCCGAGGUCAUGCCUGCCCAGUGGGAAUUUCAGAUUGGACCUUGUGAAGGAAUCAGCAUGGGAGAUCAUCUCUGGGUGGCCCGUUUCAUCUUGCAUCGUGUGUGUGAAGACUUUGGAGUGAUAGCAACCUUUGAUCCUAAGCCCAUUCCUGGGAACUGGAAUGGUGCAGGCUGCCAUACCAACUUCAGCACCAAGGCCAUGCGGGAGGAGAAUGGUCUGAAGUACAUCGAGGAGGCCAUUGAGAAACUAAGCAAGCGGCACCAGUACCACAUCCGUGCCUAUGAUCCCAAGGGAGGCCUGGACAAUGCCCGACGUCUAACUGGAUUCCAUGAAACCUCCAACAUCAACGACUUUUCUGCUGGUGUAGCCAAUCGUAGCGCCAGCAUACGCAUUCCCCGGACUGUUGGCCAGGAGAAGAAGGGUUACUUUGAAGAUCGUCGCCCCUCUGCCAACUGUGACCCCUUUUCGGUGACAGAAGCCCUCAUCCGCACGUGUCUUCUCAAUGAAACCGGCGAUGAGCCCUUCCAGUACAAAAAUUAAGUGGACUAGACCUCCAGCUGUUGAGCCCCUCCUAGUUCUUCAUCCCACUCCAACUCUUCCCCCUCUCCCAGUUGUCCCGAUUGUAACUCAAAGGGUGGAAUAUCAAGGUCGUUUUUUUCAUUCCAUGUGCCCAGUUAAUCUUGCUUUCUUUGUUUGGCUGGGAUAGAGGGGUCAAGUUAUUAAUUUCUUCACACCUACCCUCCUUUUUUUCCCUAUCACUGAAGCUUUUUAGUGCAUUAGUGGGGAGGAGGGUGGGGAGACAUAACCACUGCUUCCAUUUAAUGGGGUGCACCUGUCCAAUAGGCGUAGCUAUCCGGACAGAGCACGUUUGCAGAAGGGGGACUCUUCUUCCAGGUAGCUGAAAGGGGAAGACCUGACUUACUCUGGUUAGGUUAGGACUUGCCCUCGUGGUGGAAACUUUUCUUAAAAAGUUAUAACCAACUUUUCUAUUAAAAGUGGGAAUUAGGAGAGAAGGUAGGGGUUGGGAAUCAGAGAGAAUGGCUUUGGUCUCUUGCUUGUGGGACUAGCCUGGCUUGGGACUAAAUGCCCUGCUCUGAACACGAAGCUUAGUAUAAACUGAUGGAUAUCCCUACCUUGAAAGAAGAAAAGGUUCUUACUGCUUGGUCCUUGAUUUAUCACACAAAGCAGAAUAGUAUUUUUAUAUUUAAAUGUAAAGACAAAAAACUAUAUGUAUGGUUUUGUGGAUUAUGUGUGUUUUGCUAAAGGAAAAAACCAUCCAGGUCACGGGGCACCAAAUUUGAGACAAAUAGUCGGAUUAGAAAUAAAGCAUCUCAUUUUGAGUAGGGAGCGAGGGAAGUGGUUCUUAGAAAGAUGGUGAUCUGGGAUUAGGCCCUCAUGACCCUUUUGGGUUUCUGCCCUGCCCACCCUCUGGAGAAGGUGGGCACUGGAUUAGUUAACAGACGACACGUUACUAGCAGUCACUUGAUCUCCGUGGCUUUGGUUUAAAAGACACACUUGUCCACAUGGAUUUAGAGAUAAGAGUUGGCUGGUCAACUUGAGCAUGUUACUGACACAGGGGGUAUUGGGGUUAUUUUCUGGUAGGAAUAGCAUGUCACUAAAGCAGGCCUUUUGAUAUUAAAUUUUUUAAAAAGCAAAAUUAUAGAAGUUUAGAUUUUAAUCAAAUUUGUAGGGUUUCUAGGUAAUUUUUACAGAAUUGCUUGUUUGCUUCAACUGUCUCCUACCUCUGCUCUUGGAGGAGAUGGGGACAGGGCUGGAGUCAAAACACUUGUAAUUUUGUAUCCUGAUGUCUUUGUUAAGACUGCUGAGGAAUUAUUUUUUUUCUUUUAUAAUAAGAAAUAAACCCCACCUUUAUUCCUUCAUUUCAUCUACCAUUUUCUGGUUCUUGUGUUGGCUGUGGCAGGCCAGCUGUGGUUUUCUUUUGCCGUGACAACUUCUAAUUGCCAUGUACAGUAUGUUCAAAGUCAAAUAACUCCUCAUUGUAAACAAACUGUGUAACUGCCCAAAGCAGCACUUAUAAAUCAGCCUAACAUAAGA
This is a messenger RNA of Pan troglodytes (chimpanzee), 2858 nucleotides long. It is a transcript of the gene GLUL, whose product is annotated as glutamate-ammonia ligase. Gene Ontology annotation, cellular component: cytoplasm. The record is from RefSeq and is a predicted model, not a curated record. Lineage: Eukaryota; Metazoa; Chordata; Mammalia; Primates; Hominidae. Bases 222 to 1343 code for a protein of 373 amino acids. The transcript has 7 exons. Gene Ontology annotation, molecular function: glutamine synthetase activity.